Molecule: messenger RNA, 570 nt
Organism: Zygosaccharomyces rouxii
Lineage: Eukaryota; Fungi; Ascomycota; Saccharomycetes; Saccharomycetales; Saccharomycetaceae
Gene: FCF1
Product: rRNA-processing protein FCF1
Exons: 1
Coding region: 1-570 (189 amino acids)
Cellular component (GO): nucleolus; small-subunit processome
Source: RefSeq, a predicted model, not a curated record
AUGGGUAAAGCUAAGAAGACUAGAAAGUUUGGACUCGUUAAACGUACUCUCAAUGCCAAGAAGGAUCCAAGACUGAAGCAGAACCAGGAUAAGAAACCACAAAAAGCAGAUCCUGAAUUGACAAGAAACAUUCCACAAGUUUCCAGUGCACUGUUUUUUCAAUACAAUCAAGCAAUUAGACCACCUUAUCAAGUUCUGAUAGAUACAAAUUUUAUCAAUUUUUCCAUUCAGAAAAAAAUAGACAUCGUGAAGGGUAUGAUGGACUGUCUUUUGGCUAAAUGUAAUCCUUUGAUUACAGAUUGUGUUAUGGCAGAAUUAGAAAAGUUGGGACCCAAAUACCGUAUUGCGCUCAAGCUGGCGAGAGAUCCAAGAAUCAAAAGAUUGAGCUGUACGCAUAAAGGUACUUAUGCGGAUGACUGUCUCGUUAACAGAGUCAUGCAGCACAAAUGUUACAUCGUUGCUACCAAUGAUGCUCCUCUAAAGCAAAGAGUAAGAAAGAUUCCCGGGAUCCCACUAAUGAGCGUUGGUGGUCAUUCUUAUGUGAUUGAAAAGCUUCCUGAUGCAUUCUAA